This is a messenger RNA of Orycteropus afer afer, 1182 nucleotides long. RefSeq names its product chitinase 3 like 1 (gene CHI3L1). The coding region runs from base 1 to 1182 and encodes 393 amino acids. Gene Ontology annotation, molecular function: chitin binding. The transcript is spliced from 10 exons. NCBI's taxonomy places the organism in Eukaryota, Metazoa, Chordata, Mammalia, Tubulidentata, Orycteropodidae. Gene Ontology annotation, biological process: chitin catabolic process; carbohydrate metabolic process. The record is from RefSeq and is a predicted model, not a curated record. Gene Ontology annotation, cellular component: extracellular region.
AUGGUGCCCCUAAUCAGCCUGGCCACGAGCCUGGCCGGAGGCUGGAGCUGUAUAGGUUUUGCCAUCCUGGUGCUGCUCCAGUGUUGCUCUGCAUACAAACUGGUUUGCUACUACACCAGCUGGUCCCAGUACCGGGAGGGUGCUGCAAGAUGCUUGCCAGAUGCCAUCGACCCCUUUCUCUGCACUCACGUCAUCUACAGCUUUGCCAACAUAAGCGACAAUGAGAUCGAUACCUUCGAGUGGAAUGAUGUGACGCUCUAUGACACGCUGAACUCACUCAAGAAAAGGAACCCCAACCUGAAGACCCUCCUAUCUGUCGGAGGAUGGAGUUUUGGCUCUCAGAGAUUUUCCAAACUGGCCUCCAACACCCAGAGUCGCAGGACAUUCAUCAAGUCAGUGCCACCCUUUCUGCGGACCUAUGGCUUUGAUGGGCUGGACCUGGCCUGGAUCUACCCUGGACGGAGAGACAAGAGGCAUUUCACCACUCUGGUCAAGGAAAUAAAGGAUGAGUUUGAAAAGGAAGCCCAGUCAGGAACAGAACAGCUCCUGCUCAGUGCAGCUGUGUCUGCAGGGAAGGUCAACCUUGACCUUGGCUAUGACAUCCCCCAGAUAUCCCAAUACCUGGAUAUCAUCAACCUCAUGACCUAUCAGUUUCAUGGAGCCUGGGAUCAGACCACAGGACAUCACAGUCCCCUGUACAAAAGCCAGGAGGAUGCAAGUCCUGACCGAUUCAGCAAUGCUGACUAUGCUGUGGGGUACAUGUUGAGGCUGGGGGCUCCAGCCAAUAAGCUGGUAAUGGGCAUCCCCACUUUUGGGAAGAGCUUCACCCUGGCCUCCUCUGAGACGGGAAUUGGAGCUCCAAUCUCGGGGCCAGGAAUAGCAGGCCGCUUCACCAAGGAAGAAGGCAUCCUCGCCUACUAUGAGAUCUGUGACUUCCUCCACAGAGCCACAGUUCAUAGACUCCAUGGCCAAAACGUCCCCUACGCCACAAAAGGCAACCAGUGGGUGGGGUACGAUGAUCCAGAAAGCAUCAAAAUCAAGGUGCAGUACCUGAGGAACAAGCAGCUGGCAGGUGCCAUGGUCUGGGCCCUGGACUUGGAUGACUUCCGAGGCUCUUUCUGUGGCCAGAAUCAGCGCUUCCCUCUCACAGGCACCAUCAAGGAUGCUCUCCUUGCAGCUUAG